Messenger RNA from Lonchura striata (white-rumped munia), 1801 nucleotides. Lineage: Eukaryota; Metazoa; Chordata; Aves; Passeriformes; Estrildidae. The record is from RefSeq and is a predicted model, not a curated record.
CUCGCGAGAUCUCGCUGCUCUCUCGCGGGAUCUGCCGUCCGUUGCCCGGAGACGCCGGCGCCGCCGCCAUGGCACCCAAAAAGAAAGCGGGGAAAGGGCGCAGAGGCCCGGCGGUGGUGGAUGGCCUGGCCCCGGAGGACAUGAGCAGGGAGGAGCUGCUGGAGCACAUGGCGCGCCUCCGGCAGGAGCUGGAGCGGGAGCGGCAGGAGCGGAACUCCUUCCAGCUGGAGUGUAGCAGGAUCCAGAGCUUCUGGGAGAUCACUCGCCGCGAGCUGGAGGAGAGCAAGGCGGAGCUGCGGAACCGGGACCGCCAGAUGGAGGAGGCGGAGGAGCGGCACCAGCUGGAGAUCAAGGUGUACAAGCAGAAGGUGAAGCACCUGUUGCACGAGCAGCAGGAGAACCUGACGGAGCUGAAGGCAGAGGGAGUCCUGUCCCUGAGGCGGGCCCAGAAGGAUCACUGGGACCAGGAGCAGGAGCUGUGGAAAGAGAAGCGCUCUUUGAACAUAAAGCUGAAGGGGCAGGAGUUGGCCAAUGAGGCAGCCAUUACAAACCUCUGCCUGAAACAUGAGGAGGAGAUGGCCCAGCUACGCAGCAACUUUGAGCUGCAGACCAAAGAGAUGGAGGCCAAGUACACCAGGAAGAUGCAGGCACUGCGGGAUGAGAUGGACCUGCGGAGGAAGACGGAGAUCCAUGAGCUGGAGGAGAGGAAGAACACCCAGAUCAGCGAGCUGAUGGGGAACCACGAGGGGGCUUUUGGUGCCAUCAAGAACUACUACAACGAUAUCACCGCCAAAAACCUGACACUCAUCAAGCUCCUGAAGGAGCAGGUGGAAGACCUGAGGAAGAAGGAGACUGUCCUGGAGAAGGAGAAGGCAGACGUGCUGCGCGAGAACAAGGGGCUGGCAGAGCCGCUGCAGGAGGCCCAGGGGCUGGUGGCUGAGCUGCAAAAGAAGUUGGUUCACUACCACAGGGACAAGGAGGCCCUGAUGGUGGGGAUCCAAAGAGAGACUGGAAGGGAGAUCAGCCCCACUGCAGGGCGUUUGAACUCCAAAGCCCAUCUGAAAAUCACCCAGAAGGAACUGAAGGACCUUCAGUGGGAACACGAGGUGCUGGAGCAGCGGUUCAGUAAGGUCCAGGAAGAGCGAGACGACCUCUAUCAGAAGUUCACUAUAGCCAUUAACGAGGUGCAGCAAAAAACGGGGUUCAAGAACCUGCUCCUGGAGCGGAAGUUGCACGGACUCCUCACCCUCCUGGAGCAGAAGGAGGUGGAGCUCAACGAGGUCGUUGCAGCCUCCAACCUCGACCCCAGCGCUCUCUCCUUAGUCUCGCAGAAGCUGGAGGAUGCGCUCAAUUCCAAGAAUGCCACCAUCCAGGACCUGCAGCUCCAGCUGGCCAGAGUCUGCAAGGCACACAACGACAUGCUGCAGACCUUCGAGGCAAAGCUGACAGCCUUUGGCAUCCCCCUGGACAACCUGGGUUUCCAGCCACUGUCCUUCCCCUUCCCGGGGCAGGAACUGGGGCAGGGCCCUGCUGGACUCGUUUCAGUGCCCACCUGAUGCUGGCAGCACUGAGGGUCCCACUGGCACACUGGCAGUGGGGCUGUGCUCUUUUCCUGCUCCGUGUCUUUUUACAGACCCCCGUGAGCAUCUUCAGGAGCCUCUCCUCCCACGGGGAGCCACAGCUGGAGGGGUCCAGGCAUCUCACCCACCCCACCAGGCUGCCCCUGGGGCUACCUCUGUUCCCACAAAAGUGGAAGGAGAUUUUUUGAGACAAACGGUGCUGUUUGGAGUUUUUAAUGGCA